Opisthorchis viverrini is the source of this 222-nucleotide messenger RNA. RefSeq lists its product as hypothetical. NCBI's taxonomy places the organism in Eukaryota, Metazoa, Platyhelminthes, Trematoda, Opisthorchiida, Opisthorchiidae. The record is from RefSeq and is a predicted model, not a curated record. Gene Ontology annotation, cellular component: membrane. The annotation marks the transcript as partial. Gene Ontology annotation, biological process: sodium ion transmembrane transport. The transcript has a single exon.
AUGACAUUUGGGACUGCUCAGACCACUUGUGUUUAUGAAGUCUCGGAGAACUCGAAUGGCCAAAUCGACCUAGUCCAUUCCAAGGACAACGGUGCUGAACACGAACCUACGAAGCGAGAACAAUGGAAACGACGUUUUGACUUCUUGCUCGCCUGUGUGGGCAUGUCGGUGGGGCUGGGCAACGUUUGGAGAUUUCCAUAUUUGUGCUACAAAAAUGGUGGA